AUGGAGAAACAGCUGCGAGACGACGCGGUGCCCUGCUCGCCACCCCGCGACACCGCCUUGGAACAGCAGAUGAAGCUCUCGCCGCUGGAGCUGUCGUUCUCGCGGCAGCUCGAAGUAUAUCUGACUGUUGCGGUGCCAGUGAGACUGACGCCGGGGGAAUGCCUGGCAGCGACACAGGCGCUGGUCGCCGAGUACCCGAUUCUCGCGACGAGGUUGGAUUUGAUGCGCUCGAAAUUGACCAAGGAAGAACGCAGUCACAGCAAGCCCGAGGCCAUCUUCCGCGCCCGGACAGUCGACAGGAGCCUCGGGGAAUUCGUGCCGGCGAGCACCGCAGGAUCGCGCUCUGAAGACACUGAGCCCGAGCCUGUCUUCUAUGAUCCUCAGACCUUGGAGGGACUGUUUCAGUGCAAACCGGGUAGGCAUGACAGCCACCAAGCCCUCUCCAUCCAAACGGUCCAUCUCCGUGAUGCAUGCGUCAUUCGCUUCAUCGUCCAACACGCGCUAUCCGACGCUGGAGGCGUGCACUGGAUCGCACAGACCUACUGCGACUUCCUGUCCGGCACGCACCACCGCCACCCCGCCGUUCGCCCCGACUUUGUCCUCAAACCGGAGGUCAUCCAAUCCGGCGCCGAGAUGGCUGCUAAGGGCACCACGCAUCCUAUCGCCGCGCGCUACUCGCAGGGCUUCCGCGUCAGCUGGACCCGCUUCCUGGCCGCAUACCUGCGGCAGCGGUUCUGGGCGGUCUGCCCGACCUCCGCCCGUCGCGUGCGUAGGAUGCUGUUCGUGCCGCAGACGCGGCUCGAUGACUGGAUGUCCCAAGCCCAGAGCCAGGGCGUCCAGGUCACGGAGCACGACCUGCUAAUGGCGUUUGUGUACCAAUCCAUCUUCCCCCCGGCGGCCACGGCCCGCGGCGCGCACACCGGCCUCAUCUUCACCCUCAAUAUCCAGUCGCACGUCGCCUCGCCAAAGGGCGCCCUCACCAACCCCUGGAUCAACGUCCCCGUCGCCCCGGCCGUCGCUCAGGAUCUCGUCCGCAUCGCUGCCCACCUCCGUCACACCAUCCGCCAGGCCCGAGAGCCGGCCUGUGUCGCCCAGAUUAUCGCCCAGCAUGUCCCCGUGAGGAACACCCCCGCCGUGCCGAAGGGAUACGGCUCGCGUACACCCAGGGUGGCCCUCACCUCGUGGAGCCAUCUCCCCUGGUAUGAUCUCGAGGUGAAGGGAACAAGGCCCGCGUUUGUGCUUGGGAACACGCAGCUGACCCAGUUGCUGACUGGGCUUGGAGUGCGGAUGGACGAUGGGUUGACAACGUGUAAGGCCGGGGUUCGUUGGGAGGAGGGCAGGCAGGAGGGGUAUUGGCUGCAGGGGCGGCUCAACGAGGGGAUCUGGGCGAGAAUGAUGGACACACUGGAGCGAGGCAGGCGCGAGGGAGAGGCGAUGUUGGACGACGUUGGGGUAGAGAAGGCUCUGUGAUUGUGAUGGGUAGAGUACGGUUGGUAAGUUUUAGAUGGCGUUCUCCGUUCGUGGGAUAUUCUCCUUAUGAGGUUGUCUGGUUGAGCGUCCCUGUAAUGUAAUGUCUAGGGUGCAAUUGAAUGGAUUGUACUGCUAUGGUUCAAUAACGGAGAAUCUCGAGCUUGAAACUAGAUGGCAUCGCGAUUACCGAGUGUCAGACAGAUGGAAACCAUCGGCGACUAAUGCUCAAGCCAUCCGACCUGUCGCAGGAAUGCAGUUGCAGAGUCUUGAGCAUCCACUGCACUCCACAUCGACUGUAGAUCAUCGCCCAUAUCAACCGGUGGGUCACGGCCGACCGUCGCUUCUCAGCCCAGAUCACCGAGCCUAGGGAUCGCCAGCCUGCCCCAGGAAUCAGUCGCCGCGUACGUCAAUCUCCCGCAAUAUCUACGAGCCUUCAAACCACGUCGCUGAGCUGAUGAGGUGUAUAUAUCCUGCCCG
This is a messenger RNA of Aspergillus homomorphus CBS 101889, 1947 nucleotides long. RefSeq lists its product as uncharacterized. Lineage: Eukaryota; Fungi; Ascomycota; Eurotiomycetes; Eurotiales; Aspergillaceae. The record is from RefSeq and is a predicted model, not a curated record. The coding region runs from base 1 to 1470 and encodes 489 amino acids. The transcript has 4 exons.